Messenger RNA from Labrus bergylta (ballan wrasse), 1423 nucleotides. NCBI's taxonomy places the organism in Eukaryota, Metazoa, Chordata, Actinopteri, Labriformes, Labridae. The record is from RefSeq and is a predicted model, not a curated record.
CUUCCGUGUCGGCUAACGUGAACUAGCUCGCUGUGACAGCCUCAGUGACACCGGUCGAGGUGUUUCCACCUGCAGCUUCUAAACGUCGUUCCGGUGUUGAAGUCAGACAGGGGCAACUCCGAAACUCAGCGUCCACAGCGGGGUCCUGUCUGUCGACUUGAAGCUCCCUCACCGCCCCUUGGUUCUACCCGCUGAUCUCGUCCUUAACUCGGCCAGGUGUUGCCUCCUCCAGCCCCAUUGUGGAUCUUUAGCCCCUCCGGCAGGACAGUGGCAGAGCCAGAGCCAGACCCAUCGGGGACCAGACCAGCAGGCAGCAGGGCUCCAUGAGUGCGACGGGGCAGCAGCAAGGGGGGGGCCUGCGUUCUCGCCGAAGCCUUGGCCGGGAGAAGGAACCCGGGCAGGGCAUGGGCAUGGAGGCGGCCUGCUGGCUGGCCCCCGGAGUGCUGCGCAGGCUUAUCGAGCUGCCCUCACCCCCCCUGUCCCGACACCAGCUCAAGAGACUCGAGGAGCACAGGUACAGCAGUGCUGGCCGCUCCCUGCUGGAGCCUCUGAUGCAGCGCUACUGGGAGUGGUUGGUGGGACGAGUCCCCUCCUGGAUCGCCCCAAACCUCAUCACCAUCAUUGGCCUCGCCACCAAUGUCUUCACCACCCUCGUGCUCGUCUACUACUGCCCCACUGCCACCGAACAGGCUCCUCUCUGGGCGUACCUGCUCUGUGCCGUGGGUCUGUUUAUCUACCAGUCACUUGAUGCCAUCGACGGGAAGCAGGCCAGACGCACCAACAGCAGCUCUCCACUGGGGGAGCUGUUUGACCACGGCUGUGACUCCCUCUCCACCGUGUUUGUGGUGUUGGGAACCAGUAUAGCCGUUCAAAUGGGAACCAACCCAGACUGGAUGUUCUUCUGCUGCUUCGCCGGGAUGUUCAUGUUCUACUGCGCCCACUGGCAGACAUACGUGUCAGGAACUCUGCGCUUCGGCAUGUGAGUCAACAACAACACCACCCCCCGCUUUUUUAAGCUAGAUAUCUUAGGAGUACCGAUCCAGUUCUUAGCAUGUCUGAGUGACGUUCAUUAUCCGAAACUUCUAAAUACAUUUUGUCAUAAUUAGGGCUGUCAAAACAACGCGUUAGUUUGAUGAGAAGUGAAUUGUUACUUUCACUCUCUCACUUUUGAUAACAUGAAAAAAGGAGUCACAUUAAAAUGUGGACGCUUAAAGGGACAGGCAGCGGAAAUUAGCAUUUGCUAUAAAUGCUGUGGAGCAGUGCAUUGGUAAAGUGUUGUUCAGUUCUCCGUGUAUACUGCAUCAAUAUCUGCCAAAUAAACCAGAGAAGAAGAGGAUAAAACCAGGUGGAAACAGAGUUAUGCAGUAAAUCUACCUUUAAUGUAAUCAUUCUCAUUUUACCGAUAUAUGCAAAUAAUUGUUUA